AUGCAAUUUUCCUCAUUUCCAUUUGCCGGACACACAGGAAUAAACCAGCUCGGUGGCAUCUUCGUGAACGGGCGCCCCCUACCGGAUCAUGUCAGAAGUUACAUCGUGCACCUGGCGCUAAUGGGCGUGCGGCCGUGCGACAUCUCGCGGCGGCUGCUGGUAUCGCAUGGUUGUGUUUCCAAGAUUCUGUCCCGUUACUUCGAGACGGGCACAGUUACCCCAGGGUCUAUUGGAGGAAGCAGGCCGAAGGUAGCGACGCCGCUGGUUGUUCGGAAGAUCCUUGGAUACAAGCUGGAGAAGCCUGGCAUGUUCGCCUGGGAGAUCCGUCAGCGCCUCCAGGCGGAUAGGGUCUGUACGGCAGACAACCUGCCCAGCGUCUCCUCCAUUAACCGCAUCCUCAGGACUCUACCUACUUCUGUAAACUUUGUCUAA
Messenger RNA from Branchiostoma belcheri (Belcher's lancelet), 432 nucleotides. Its product is annotated as paired box protein Pax-5-like. Gene Ontology annotation, molecular function: DNA-binding transcription factor activity, RNA polymerase II-specific; RNA polymerase II cis-regulatory region sequence-specific DNA binding. The transcript has 3 exons. The coding region runs from base 1 to 432 and encodes 143 amino acids. Gene Ontology annotation, biological process: anatomical structure development; regulation of transcription by RNA polymerase II. The record is from RefSeq and is a predicted model, not a curated record. NCBI's taxonomy places the organism in Eukaryota, Metazoa, Chordata, Leptocardii, Amphioxiformes, Branchiostomatidae.